GUAGCUUCGUUCGACGACCCGAAACGUUCGUGCGCUCGCGGCUGUUGAUGGAAUCCUUCCAUGAUGCCUCCACCUCUUGUCCCGCCGGGGCCUGGCAACCUGGGCAUCAAUUGGAACCGAUUCAAGUUGUUGCGUUGAAACCCACGGCUUUUUUCACCGGACGACUUGUUGUUACCUCCCUGGUAAUGGGAGGCCAGUUAGAGUACCUGCCUACCUAAGCAAGCAGCAAGCGAGCUGGCGCGCGCCUGCCUACCCUGCCUGUCGCUUUUGACUUCAGAUGAUUCCAUCCAACGUCGUUAUAAACUCUCUGUGAACCCAAUUGAUUGAUCGCGUGCUUCACCUCCCCCAACCUCCUCGCACCUUUUUGUUUCUCCCAGGUAUUUAUUUAUUCUCGACUGUAAUACACCUACCUGCCUACCCACCUGCAUAUAAGACGGCCCAGAGCAAGAUGGCGCCCACCCAACGUUACGCCGACUACCCCCCGGCCCAGGCGGCGUCCGACAUCAGCUACAAGACGGAGGAGGACAAGAACCCUGCCCUGCGGGGCGUGCCCCUGGCCAUCGGGGCUGCAAUCGUGACGAGGAGCCAGGCCCUCCAGAGGUUCCUGUACGGCAACGCCGGCUUCAGCAAGCUGACCAGCAUCGAUGGCCUGAGCUCGCACCGGUGGAGGUUUGAUCCGACCGUCAUACCGCUGGCCGACGACCCGAGCACCCCGGCGGCCGCACCCACGUUCGAGGAUGAGCUGCUCCGGCCGCAGGAUGCCGGGCGGCCCGGCCGGUGGUCGUCGUUCGCAGACUACCACGCGCUGUACCAGGCGGGCAAGGUGACGCCGCUGCAGGUCGUGGAGGCGCUGCUGCCCGUCAUCGACCGCACGCGGCCCGACCGGACCGAGUACUCAACGGCGUGGCUGGACAUCCACACCGACGAGGUGCUGGCCGCGGCGCGGGCGUCGACGGAGCGGUGGGCGGCGGGGAAGCCCCUCAGCGUGCUGGACGGCGUGCCCUUUGGCGUCAAGGCCGACUGCGAGGUCAAGGGCUACGUCAACACCAUGGGCAUGGCCGUGCGCCCCGAGUACGACUACUUCACCAAGCCCGCCGCCGAGUCCAUCUGGCCGGUGCGCAAGCUCGAGGAGCUCGGCGCCCUCAUGGUCGGCAAGAUGAACCAGCACGAGAUCGGCAUGGACACCACCGGCUGCAACGCCGCCCAGGGCACCCCCACCAACUGGUACAACAAGGCCUACUACCCGGGCGGCUCCUCCUCCGGCGCCGGCUCCUCGCUGGGCGCCGGCCUCGUCCCGCUGUGCAUCGGCACCGACGCCGGCGGCUCCAUCCGCAUCCCGCCCGCCAUCGCCGGCCAGUACUCGCUCAAGACGUCCCACAGCCGCACCAUGGUCAUGAACAGCAGCAUGUGCAUCGUCGGGCCCAUGGCGUCCAACGUCGCCGACCUGACCAUCGCCUACCGCGUCAUCGCCCAGCCAAACCCGGCCGACCCCGUCCAGGGCCUCUUCGCGCCCUCGCGCCCGCCCGCCAGGGGCGACAGGAAGCUGCUGGGCCUCUGCCACCCCUGGAUCGCCCGCGCCACCCCGCAGGUCCGCGGCUUCUUCGACCGCGCCGUCGAGCACUUCACCAAGACCCUGGGCUACGAGACCGUGGACAUCGACAUCCCCUUCCUCCGCGAGGGCCAGGUCGCCCACGGCGCGACCUGCCUGGCCGAGGCGGCCGACCACGCCAAGGACCGCGUGCCCCCCGGAAACGCCAAGGGCCAGCACUGGCUCGACCUCAUGGGCCCCGCGAACCAGGUCAUGACGGCCGUCGGGUCACAGACCACGGCCAACGACUACAUGAAGUUCGCGCAGGUGCGGGCGGCCAUCAUGGCGCACCUGGCGCACCUGUUCGAGAGGCACGGCGCCUCCCUGCUCAUCGCGAGCCCCAUGAUGCCGGACGUCGGGUACGCCGCGACCCCCGGGGACGAGAGGUACGGGUUCACGGACGGCAACCGCGCGCUGCGGUCCAUGACGUACGCGUGGCUCGCCAACACGAGCGGGUGCCCCGCCGCCACUGUCCCCGUGGGCUACGCGGACGUCGACAAGGGGGAGGGGAGGCUGCCCGUCGGCAUGCUGGCCAUGGGCAUGUGGGGCGAGGAGGAGCGGCUGCUCGCCUGGGCCGCCGAGGGGGAGGCGUAUGUCCGGGACGUGUACCCCGGGGGCCGGCUGAGGCCCGAGGGGUGGGUUGAUGUCAUUGGGCUUGCGCGGGAUGGGAAGGGGGAGGGCGCGGCGGUUUAGGCCCUAGCUGGGUGUGGUGUGGUGUGCCGGGCUUCUCUUUUGCAUCCGUCUUGACAAGGGGCGACUUGUCUUCUGCUCGGUGUCGGUCUUUUGAAGACAUCCUUUUCUGAACUUGUCUUUGUUCGAGUGUUUUGGUCUAGGGGUGUGUGAAACUUGCAGGGCUUCUGUCACUGGUGUACAUAUGGAGUUGGCGAUCUUGAAUCUUGAGUAGUAGUGUUCUCUUCUGCCGG
Molecule: messenger RNA, 2511 nt
Organism: Diaporthe batatas
Lineage: Eukaryota; Fungi; Ascomycota; Sordariomycetes; Diaporthales; Diaporthaceae
Exons: 3
Coding region: 449-2281 (610 amino acids)
Molecular function (GO): catalytic activity
Source: RefSeq, a predicted model, not a curated record